AUGGGCAAAGACUCCUCUGACGUUGGCAAGGAGAUGCCUCAAGACUCCGAGAAGAGCGGCUCCCUUCUCGACAAGUCAGAAGACGCCAAGACGUCCCAUCAGCCGCCGUCGGUCGAAGACCAGAAGCCCACCGACGACGAGAAGAAGGCCGUCAAGAAGGACAAGGGCAGGGAUCAGAGUGUCGAACCCGACGUGCGUGCACCUGGCAACGGCAGUGGUCCGUCUUCCAGAUCCGGCAGUCUCGACGACGCGUCUAUGCAGAUUCAGCGGACCACGCCAACCCAGAGUGGGGCCUUCGGCCUCAACUUUGGAAGGCCGUUUUUCCUUUGA
This is a messenger RNA of Fonsecaea nubica, 330 nucleotides long. RefSeq lists its product as hypothetical. The record is from RefSeq and is a predicted model, not a curated record. The transcript has a single exon. Lineage: Eukaryota; Fungi; Ascomycota; Eurotiomycetes; Chaetothyriales; Herpotrichiellaceae. The coding region runs from base 1 to 330 and encodes 109 amino acids.